Messenger RNA from Sarcophilus harrisii (Tasmanian devil), 4298 nucleotides. RefSeq names its product SH3 domain containing GRB2 like 1, endophilin A2 (gene SH3GL1). Lineage: Eukaryota; Metazoa; Chordata; Mammalia; Dasyuromorphia; Dasyuridae. The transcript is spliced from 10 exons. Gene Ontology annotation, cellular component: presynapse; cytoplasm; glutamatergic synapse. Gene Ontology annotation, molecular function: protein binding. The record is from RefSeq and is a predicted model, not a curated record. Gene Ontology annotation, biological process: synaptic vesicle uncoating. Bases 263 to 1372 code for a protein of 369 amino acids.
GCGAGCUGGGGCCCGGACCGGAAGUGUGCGGUUGCCAUGUAAUAUCCUGAGAGCGAGCGCGAGCCAGCGGGAGAGCGAGCGAGCGGGCGGGCGAGCGGGCGGGCGCUGAGGCGGUGCCGAGGACGGGCAGAGGCGGUUGAGGCGGGGGCAGCAGCGGGCGGGCCCAGCCGGUGUCAGCGUCUGCAGCCGUCCGUCUGCCAGUCUGUUUGUCUCUCGUUAGCGGGGUCGAGGCCGGCCGGGAGGUCUGGCUGCGGGAGGCAGCAUGUCGGUGGCCGGGCUCAAGAAGCAGUUCUAUAAGGCGAGCCAGCUGGUCAGUGAAAAGGUUGGAGGAGCUGAAGGGACCAAGCUUGAUGAUGACUUCAAAGAAAUGGAGAAGAAAGUGGAUGUUACCAGCAAGGCUGUGGCAGAGGUGUUGGCCAGAACCAUUGAGUACCUUCAGCCCAACCCAGCCUCCCGAGCCAAGCUGACAAUGCUCAACACUGUGUCAAAGAUAAGGGGGCAGGUGAAGAAUCCUGGCUAUCCACAGUCUGAAGGGCUCUUGGGCGAGUGCAUGAUUCGCUAUGGAAAGGAGCUAGGAGAUGAGUCCAACUUUGGUGAUGCCCUUUUGGAUGCUGGUGAGUCAAUGAAGCGAUUGGCAGAAGUGAAGGAUUCUCUGGACAUAGAAGUCAAACAGAAUUUUAUUGAUCCCCUCCAGAACCUCUGUGAUAAAGACCUGAAGGAGAUCCAGCACCAUCUGAAAAAGCUGGAGGGGAGGCGCCUGGACUUUGACUAUAAGAAGAAGCGCCAGGGGAAGAUAGCAGAUGAGGAGCUUCGUCAGGCCAUGGAGAAGUUUGAGGAGUCCAAGGAAGUGGCUGAGACCAGCAUGCACAACCUCUUAGAGACCGAUAUUGAACAGGUGAGCCAGCUCUCAGCCCUGGUGGAUGCCCAGCUGGAUUACCACAGGCAGGCAGUACAGAUCCUGGAUGAGCUGGCCGACAAGCUGAAGCGCAGGAUGCGGGAAGCCUCUUCCCGCCCCAAGCGGGAAUACAAGCCAAAGCCUAGAGAUUCCUAUGACUUUGGAGAACCUGACCAGUCCAAUGGAGGUUUCCCUUGUGCCCCAGCCCCCAAGAUCACAGCAGCUUCUUCCUCUUUCCGAUCCUCUGACAAGCCCAUCCGGACCCCCAUCAGGAGUAUGCCACCUCUGGACCAGCCCAGCUGCAAGGCCCUGUAUGAUUUUGAGCCUGAGAAUGAUGGGGAACUGGGCUUCCGAGAGGGCGACAUCAUCACACUGACCAAUCAGAUUGAUGAAAACUGGUACGAAGGCAUGAUCAAUGGCCAGUCGGGCUUCUUCCCCCUCAACUAUGUGGAGGUGCUGGUCCCACUACCUCAGUGAAAUGGCUGCUCUCCACACUUCCUUUCCUGCCCUCCCUUCCUCUUCCCUUUUCCUGUUCCUCUCCCUAAUGAGGAAGGCCAGGCCUGAUCUCCUGCAUUCCAUUUUGUUCCUGGUGACAUCCGUCUCACUGGAAGAAAAGUGGGAUAGUAUUAACCUUGCCCAUGCCAGAAGGGUGUCAGAUUAUCUGGACUGGGUGUCCCCUCAAUUCCAUCCUUCCCAUGGAUUUGAUACUUCCCGAGAGACUUCAAGGAGCUUGCUGCCUCCUCCCCUCCUCUUGCCCCAGUCCCUUUGGCAAAGGUUCAGGCAGCAAAGCCCCUUAGUCCUGAUCCCUGUGUCAGGCUCAGCUUGCCCUGAGAAGACUAAGUGGUGGAUGCUACCUAGUUGAGUUACAAGUUGAGUAUAGGCAAAGAAAGAUGAGCCAGUAAGUUUUAAUCAGUGUAGGGGGUCUUGUGGUGUUUAUGGUGAUGGAAGUGGAGAAACACAGUUUGUUUAAAUCACCUAAGUUUACAUAAGACACUAGUGACCACCCGAGUUAUUUUUGGUGGGGAGGGGAGUAUCCUCUCUUCUUCCACCUUUUACCCCCAUCAUCCAUCUCCAGACUGUCCCUUCUUCAUUCACUUGCUGCUUCUGAGGGGCCUGGGUGGAUUGAACUCAUUUACUCAACUGACUCCACUAGCCACGCUCCCCCUCUCAGUCAGUCCCUCAACUUGGUUGGGACUCGACUUGGCUGUGGGGUUCCCAUGCAAAGGGGUAACACUAAGGUGCUCUUUGAAACACUAAGCUUCCUCUCUAAAUGCUUCCUUGCCUGAGCAGCCAUCACUCCCCUGCUCUGGCCCCCUACCAAGGAACUUUCAAAGGCUGUCUAUGUCUUUUGAGGGUGACCUGGUUUGGUCCAUAGCCAUAGAUAUUCUCAACCUCUCACCCGAGGCCCUAGUUGUCACUUGUUCCCAUGCCUUGAGAUCCUCAAGUUGACUUAGAAGAUUCUGCCCCUUCUCUGAACCAAGACUGGGAAAAGUCCUGCAGGGCUAACUAAAGCAGUAGCAAGUGUAGGAUCUGUGGCCACAACCAGGAAUCUCCUCAGAAGUGUUCGGAGUGGUCUUUAAGGAAUGGAGGAAUGCCAUGGAGACCAUUCCCUCCGUUCUCUUCUUCCCCUGCUGGUCUGAGUAGCUCUUUUCUGCUGGCUGUGGCCAAAGGUUGGCAACCGAGUCCUGGGCCACAGGACCUCAGAGGGUCGAGCACCGAAGCCCAGGAAAGCCAACUCCCUCACCCUGUGGGUGCCCCUAGCGUGCCUUGCUUGGUUGCAGCCUCCUCCUGGGAGGUGUUAUCUGUUAUGACUUGGGCUGGGGUCGGGGACUAUUCCUGUAGGUAUCAGCCAGGUCCCUCUUGAGGUCAUGGCCUUCUUGCCUCAGGUUCUGCUGCCUUAACUGGCUGAAAUAAGAAAUUUGGUGUUCCCAUUCUCUCUCUCUCUUCCCUUCCUUCCUUCCCUCCCUCUCUCCCCCUGCCUCUUUCCACAUUCUCUUUCCUUCCCCUUUUCCUUUCCUUUCUCUUCCUUCUCCCACUCUUCUCUUUCUCUCUUCUAAGCAGGAGCUAAUGUAUAACAGUGUGGGCCAGGCUUUGGAGACUUAACUAUAGUAUGGUGAUUUUUAAGUGGAAGUAAGAGACAAUUUGUUCCAUGGCCUGGCUUUCAAAUUCUCCUUAGAUUUAUGCCCUGAUUCCAGGAUCCCCAGGCUCGGCCACAGCCCAUUGCAGGCAAUGGGUCCCAGAUCCCUUUAGCACGAUCCCCUUGUGGCUUCUCUGCCCACAGAGCAGCAGCUUUGCCUAGACAUCAGCUCCUUGACAGCCUGAAGAUCAGCCAAGAGCCAGAGGACUCCCCUGGUACCCCAGGGCCAGCUGUGAGGGGGGAGGUGGGGAAUGGCCACUGGGGGCUAAGCCCUGAAAGCGAGCCACAAACACAGAAAGAAAAGCGUUGCCCAGUGCCCCCUGCCCCCACACCUCCUUGGCAGCACUUCUGCCCCGUGAUGUCUCCUCAGCCUCAUACUCUUACAAAAACACAAGAGUUAUUGCCUCCUUUGCAGACACUGCCUCCUUCUCUUUGCUCCUCUUAUUGGCAGUGUGACAGAUACAGAAAGCAAUGUAUCCUUUUAACUUUUCUUUUUAAUUGAGCAUGUUGAUGUAUGUUUGUUACUCACAUGGCAGCUGCUGUUACGUUGGCACUGCCAGGGUCCUCCUUCCCCAGAAAACAAAACAUGGGACCACCAGGAGCCAGCAGGGGUUCCUGCCUCUCUGGCUUGCCAAAUCCCCGACAAGCCAGCCUCCUCUCUGAAGGGUUAAGCACAAAGUCUGAUGAACUGAAUCCUCCCUGAGAAACCUGCCGGACUCGGCUGUGGCAUCUCUUCCCUGUUCUCUCCUUCAUGAUCUCUGUCGGACUCCCCUCUCCCUUUGUCCUGUCUCCUGCCCCCCCUCCCCUUACCUGGUGCGGAGCUAUCAGAAAUGGGACCUGGCUUCCCCCACCCAUCGGGCUUUUGCUCUCCUUGCCCUGUACCAACUGGGGGCUGGUCCCCAGGGUGCUGAAGGCUCCUGGACCCACUCCAGGAACAGCAAUAUGAAAUGGCUUCACAGGACGCAGUAAUGCUAGAAUCUCCGCAGCCCACGCCUGGGGCCCAAUGGUGCCACCCAGGCCUCCACAAGCCUUUUGCUGGCUUCUAUCCACUCAGUUCUAGACCUGAGUAUGAAAAGGAGAGGAUGGAGGUAUAGAUUAACCAUGUCAUCAUUCCCAUAGGAGCCACCAUUAUGUUCAUUUGGGGGGAGGUAGGGGAGCAGGGUGUCUUCAGAUGAUCAAUAUAACUUUUGUUACAGUUUCUCCUUUGUCUAGGGCAAAUUGAAUUGUAAUCUUGAUUUAAAAAGUAUUAAAUGUUUUCUCUUUCUA